Messenger RNA from Dermacentor andersoni, 6381 nucleotides. RefSeq lists its product as uncharacterized. Gene Ontology annotation, biological process: regulation of canonical NF-kappaB signal transduction. The record is from RefSeq and is a predicted model, not a curated record. Gene Ontology annotation, molecular function: metal ion binding; tumor necrosis factor receptor binding. Gene Ontology annotation, cellular component: plasma membrane signaling receptor complex; cytoplasmic side of plasma membrane. Lineage: Eukaryota; Metazoa; Arthropoda; Arachnida; Ixodida; Ixodidae.
AGCAAACGCGGGGUACUCACUCGCACGCAUGGAACUGUAUAACUAGCCGUGAGAUCAGUGUGCCUCUUGAGAAGCUGCUUUGCAUCAAAGGCCAGGCACUCUUGCUAUGCUUCACCGCAAAACUUUCUGUAUGUCUAACCGCGUAACAUAUUUCCACUGCGGCGAGGCUAACCUUACGAAACCGAAUUUCGCAACGUUUUUUAGACCCCUGCCUCUCUACCAGCCACUACCAAACGCUUGUCUGCACGUCACUUGGCAAAGGUUUUACCACCUGAUUCUCCCCCGUUGGGAGUGGGUGCCAAGGAAAGCAGUUGCCCUGCCGAAGCAUUUGCACCAGCCUGUUCGACCACUGUUUUACCGCAAUAUAUUUGUGUGUUGCGGUGAAGCAUGCCGAUAGCGGGAAGGAUUUACGCGAAUCGGGUACGCGGUUUCAGUCAGCGACGAGCCUAAUGUUCUAGUCUCAUCGACAAAGCAGAUUUUCGCGGCAGGAUGAUAUUUUGCCAACUUUUGGUGGCUAAAGCCAUGCAUGGCCAGUUAGCUUUUGUCAUUAUCAAUACGCUUUACCGCAAUACAGAAGAUGCCUCACUGCAGGACACGCCAGCCGUAGUUAGCCGAAACACUACGUGAUAGUUCACCGUAAAACAUCCUGUAUUCCAGUGAAACAUACUAAAGCAUGUAGCGUUCCUAACUAGAACGGCAUGAUCUCAAUCAGACUAGUGUCGUCCGCCAUGUUAUUCUAACUUCUUCAUCCUCACUUCUCCCCUAGCCCACUUAGUCUUCUUUCAUGCAUCCAGCGCAGACCGCUUCAAAGCACAUUUGUCAGUUUAGAAUGUAAAGACCCUUGCCAUUCGCUUUUGUGAUAUUAUGACACUCAAUUUAAUGAGAACAUAUUCGCAACUAAAAACAUCCACAUUGAAUGGAGACAUGGUCAUUGAUGGCAGCCUGCGUGAUGUUUUAUCCCUUUGCUUUGUGUACCUGUCAUAUUGGCAUUAUUAAAAUUUGCUGUAAUUCGUAAGGUGCUGACGUACAUAAUAUUAUAUAGCGAGGAGUCACUGUGUAAUUAGUGUUCAAGGACCAGUGUGAUGGCUUUUCUCAAGUAAGGUUGGUGUUAAGUUGUUGUGAAGGUUUUUUUAGAGAGGUAGUUUUCUGAGAAGAAAUGAGAUGUCAGAAGAUAGACCUCAGUGGUGCAGUAAUUUUGGCUGCCUUUUGCUCAAGUGUGCCCUAGACAUUAUUGAGUGAUUUGAACCUGCAACAGGACAGCAGCCUUAGCUUGGGAGACCAGUGGUAGGGCAUAUUUUUUAAAAACUAGGUGACACAUAGCGUUACCAAUCAAGCAGAUUUCUGUUUAAAUGUGUCACCUUUAACACCUAGAUUUUUCGACCAUGAAUUCAGAAAAAAUCUGUAGCAAAUUUAGAUCCUACAUUUUUAAAUGCUGUAUAAGUUGUCUUCUUUUUCACUACAGUUGCGCUCGGCUUCUGUCCAAAUGGGAGAGAACUUCUGCAUAGCUUGUUAGGGAACAUUCUUAUUUACAUACCUUUUAAUUUAUCUUGCCUACAAUUAAGAUCAGAUGUAUAUAGUACACGAAUGUGCUAUGCAUGAACCUAACUUACAUCGCUAUGCUCAAUAGCACAGUGCAUGUAGCUGGUUUUGGUUCGUUCAAGCUAAGCAUUACUACAGCUUUUAACUGUAAGUAUCAUGGUAUGAGAGCAGAGAAAUGGAUAAAUGGAUAUGUGAAAACAGUUGGGUGCGUUGAGACGACUUUUUUGUGUAUGAAAAAAAAGUGGCAGAUACACAAAAAUGGGACAGAACACAUGCGCUGUCGUCUUUUCUCGUGCAAAAAAAAAAAAAAAAAAAAAAAAAUAGAUGAAAACCGAAGGAUCAAGGUUUCUUCACUGUGCCAUAGAAAAUAUGUUUGCUCUCAAAGGUAAUUCUGACUGAUUGGAUUUGUUCUUGUGUUCUGUUUAUUUUCUUUGGUGUAUUUUAUUUUUUUAAACAUUACUGUUUCAAACUCGUUUUUAUUUUUCACAGGCUGAACAUCCCACGUCUUGGUUUGACGUCCUGGUACAGGAUACUUGCACUUGGCGUGGAGUGAUGAAGCAGACCAGUGUGGUUUCAUAAAUGCGCAGAUUUUAGCAUUAUACCAGCAGCUCACAAAAAAAAAAAAAAACGUGCUGAAAAUAGUGUUCCUCCCCACAUUCCUAGUUUUCUAAUUAUGCUUGUACGUAUUCCUGUGUUCUCUUCAGCAAAACCACUUAUAUGGGGAAUUGAUCGGGAUAAGUGCUCGUGAGCGUUUUAAAAAACGUUUAAACCGUUUAAAGAACGUUUUAAAGCCUUUCUACUGGUGCACCGGUAAAAUGUACACGUGCAGUGAAAAUGAAACAGAAGGCAAAAGAGCAAAACACCAAUGGUUAAUGCGGUAUUUGUCAGACUUGUAUAUGCCAAGAUACAAUAUACCAAGACAGAGAAUUCUAGCACUACAAAGCACCCAUCUUUCAUGUUAGGCAUACAUCACCACAAGGUGUUCAGAAAAGAAAUGCUGGCUUUAAUGAGAAAUAUCCAUGUUAAAAGCAGCCGUGAAAAAUGUAUUGAGAAAUUAUGCAAUGUGUAGCAUUUACUCAGUUCAGAGAAGUUCCAAAGCUGCCAUAAAGCCUUGAUAGCUGCGGAUGAGGGAACAUUUGUAGCCCUAUCUGGAGCAUGAGAAAUGAACAUUAAGAUGGAAACAUGAGUAGCAACUCGUAAUGCAAUUAACAAAUCUUGCUAUACUUUUAAAAAGACAGUGAAAUGAAAUUAGAGUUACACUUCCCUUCUUUUUUCAUUUGGGUUGAAUACACUGAUGGUAAUAACACAAGAAAGCAGAGGGGGUGGGACACAUUAGAAAAAUGCUAGUAUGUUUUUAUAUUCUGCCUUCUCUUCAUUCAGACUUCCGUGCAUAUACCUCUGAGCGCACCACUUUUACACAUCUCUUCCCGAACCUUUCCGGCAACGGAUGGGAAGUCAAAAGCACAAGUAUCCGCGAAAAAAUAAGAAGAAUGAAAAUAAGAACGCUUUUGGGAACAGACGAGGGUCUCGAGUCUCGGCGCAAAGCUGAGCCGGCGCUGACGCUGCUCACCCCUCGCUCUCCACAAUCGAUACCAUUCUCGUCGUCGUCUGCAGAGCGCCGUCUCUGCGGCAGUAGAGACUCGCGAUGCCGGAUACGUGCACGGGGAAGCUGCUCCGACUACGCGGGGCGCUCGGCGGCGUCAACUGGCGACCGACGCGGUUCGCCGUGGGCGGACUGCAUCCGUACGCCUGCUCCCUGUGCGGAGUGAUUCCGAAGCACACGCUGCUGUUACCGUGUGAACACGCGCUGUGCGAGACAUGCAAGAGCGGUAGCCUCGAAGAUGACGGAGGCGUGUGCCCGCUGGACCAAGAGCCUUUCGUCGAGGACGAAUGCGGAAGAAUCCCCCUACCGCUGAGGAAACUCAGCAGCCUCAAGGCUCGCUGCUGGAAUGAAGCCCGAGGCUGUCCCUUCGAGGACACCCUGCCGUCUCUACUGCGCCAUUACGAGGAAGAGUGCAACUUCCACGCAGUCGAGUGUCCGAGAUGCGGCGAGGUAGCCCUGCACGCUGACCUGGUGGCGCACUACAAGGCUGGCUGCCACGGCCGGGUGCCAUCUGUGACAGACGACGAACCACCGCGGUACGAUAGCGUCCUCAGAGUUGGCGACAUCAACGCAGCGUUGGAAGAGUUCAACGCGCUCUUGAGCCAGCUGUACCAGGACCAGCUACCGACAAUGGAAAGCAAGAUGAACGAAAUCACCGAGCUGGUGACGAACCACGGCGCGCUGCUGCAGGAGCUUAGGCAAACUUUGAGGGAAACGCAGCAGAGUCUAACUUGCAGGCAGUCGGAAACGGCGCAACAACUUUCCGCCAUGUUUGACGAAAAACUCCAAUCCCAGGUCGACACGCUUUGUUCUAGGCUUCGGGACGCCACGCCGGAUGAAGAGCGCCGGUCGCCCAUGCCGUGGUGUCAAGAAAAGAGACACGUGCUUCGCAGGUUGGACGUCAUGGUGACGCAAUCGCUUGGCUACCUGAGCGACCUGCGCCACGCCACAGUGCGGGAUGUUCCGCACCUCGUCGCCCGCUGCGAUAUGGCGUGCGACCACAAGGAGAGAGCUAUCGUCGAUCCGCUGUACUCGUCUCAACUGAGACUACUGGAGCGCUUCACCUAUUGCCUGAACCUGAAAAACGCAGACAAAAUCGGCCACGAUUAUAAACGUUCCGGCAGAAGAGUGCUGGACGUGGUCGAUCUGUGGCACUGCAAGGAUUUGUAUUUCAUCAUCGCCAUCGCCCUCGAUGACAAUCCGGGCUGGUUCGAAGUCUGUGUUCAACUGGCUGGAACAGUUCGAACCUCCAGUCUGAACCCUUUCGUCAGGAGUGUGGAACUGCAGGACAAAGAUUGCAGGAGGUGUCGGUACUUGCAGGAGGCGGAUCCGAAUAACAUGUCGGGUCAUCGCUCGAAAUGGAAGAAUAUAUUUCGAACUGACUACUGGCAGCUGCUAAGGGAUGGCUUCUUCGAUGGCGGAGAGGCAAAUAUUAAUGUCAUUGUCUGCCACGUUUAGACGCAGUUGGCGCCACUUCUGCAGAUUAGAGUCUCGCAAAACGACAAAAAAAAAUAGAAGGCCGGAAUUGUAGUGACCGUUUUACGCGUGUUUUGAGAACUGUGAGGAAACGACCACAACUUUCGGGGUGCGUUUUAAAACAAUGUAACCAUGGGCUGUAUAAUGUGCCGAAAUAGUGGGUUGUAAGGGAAGCCGCAGUGGAGGGCUCCGGAUUAACUGUGAAAACCUGCUUUUUUUUUUUUAACGCGCCCCCGAAGUACGUUACACGAGCGUUCUUGUAUUACACCUCCAUGAGAAUGCGACCACCGUGGCCGGGAAUAGAACACGCUACCUCGUGUUCAGCAGCUCAGCGUCGUAGCCACUGGAGGGUGGACUGCAAUGAAAGUUAUUCGACAGACUCGAGUUAUUUGUGGCAGCAGCAAGAAAUGAAGCUCUGCGACAAAAAUAUUUCCUAUUGACCAUUGGCAACGUUGCGAUAUCAGUGGUGAAGGUAUACGGAAUAUUUAAGGGGGUGACAGCGCGCUCGAGUGGACUUUCUCGAGUGGACGAGAAAGCUAAUCGCGACAAUAUUGAAUCGUUGUUAGAAAGCGGUCAUUUUUAACCGAAUUUUCAAAAUGCCGAGUGCAAUGUUUGGCGUAGCGAGACUCGCAACGUCUCGCGGUACAUCAAAUGUUGUAAGCGUUCGCAGUGGCGUGCCAGCAUUCUGCGCAUCCAUGCCUGUAGAUUUCUAGCUCGUAUAUGCCAAGUUGUCUUCCUAAUAGGCUUGUUAUUCUGUGCGUGUGAGGUCUAUAGAGACUCUACAUCGAUAUAAAUUGUUAAAUGUUCAAUUUACCCCGGGUUUGCUAUUGUUCCACAUUGGCUUCCAGAUGUGUGCUACAUUGCCGAUACUAUAUGGACAUUUUCCGACAAAAUAUCUUGAUGUUGCUGUUCGUGACAAUGGCGAUGUGUUAGGCGGUUUUCAAACAUGACAUUCCGUGCAGACAAGUGUUCCGCCUUAGCGACGCUUGCAGUAUAGAAAAUGCGUCAUAGGUUUUCCAUGAGUUGAACGGUCAACUAAAGAUGCAAGGAAAGGACGCAAGUCCACUUUUCGCGCUAUUCGCAGUUUGGUCAUAUCCGCCGUGAACAUACGCACAAACAAUAUCUGCAGACUUCUCGAUGACUCUCUAAACAAACUUCUUUUUUCUUGUUUACCAGAGCGGUUCUGUCCCAGAUCCGACAAGAUAAAGAGAUGAGUGGGCCACGUGCACUCCGCAGAACGCACCGCGGACAGAAGCUAUAGCGCCACUCGGAGCCCUUGCCUAUAUGGGCUGUACUGUGAACCGAAAACUACCAGUGUCAAAUAACAACCUUAAGAGCGUCCCCUCGCUGCAAUUCUUCACGCACAGCUCUGCCAGGAAGACUGAGGAAUUGCUUUGAUGGCGCAUGAUGUGGUAUAACUUCGCUAGAAACGUUUAGUCCAACACUGUUGCCUCACAACGUUAAAUUGUUGAAUGAAUGGAAAUGUGACAUGAGGUGUAAUCAUUUCGUUUUCAACAUGUAUGAAAAACUACAGCUUUCGCCAUUCGUUAUUUCGCAAUCCAUGUCCUGUUUCGCGGCCUCAACCCCUCGGUUCGGUUUCUGCCUACCGCGCAAUGAAGCACGAACCCGAACGAUCGCCUCACGAGUCAUCACUACCCUCGCCACUCGCACUUCGCCCGAUGUUCUGAUGUCGCGCAAUGUGAACCCGUGUGAGUGCUUGUCCCUACACUGUCCUGCAAUAAAAAUAAAAGAUUGUCCUGGUG